AUGAACCACCUCCCCAAUCAGGCUGUGAGCGUGGCCGCUUUUACCAGCGCUGGCACUGCGGUUGCGACAUCCAAGGAAAAGAGAAAGCCAGGCGUCUGGUGUUCCGCAACCCACUGCUGCCGCUGCCGUCCUGAGACUGGCAGCGGAGUGAGGGAACAACAGUUUGCAAACAACACCAAGCGCGGUUGCAUUGGGCCUGGAUCAUUCCCAAGAAACCACCUCACCCCUCGUGAUUUCAUGAGACUUUCAGCGCCUCCAACAUUCAAACCCUUCCUCGACUGGCUCGAGGAAAUGACCACAAGCGUAGGAUCAAUACAUUUGGACUGUGGUCAAAAGGCGAGAGGAAGCAAAGAUGAUGAUGAUGAUGAUGAUGAUGAUGAUGAUGAUGAUGAUGAUGAUGAUGAUGAUGAUGAUGAUGAUGAUGAUGAUGAUGAUGAUGUCUAUCAGUUCCUGUGCGCCAAUUGGGAGUUGCUGUGCAAGGGCGUAUGCCGGUGA
Paracoccidioides brasiliensis Pb18 is the source of this 495-nucleotide messenger RNA. RefSeq lists its product as uncharacterized. The record is from RefSeq and is a predicted model, not a curated record. The coding region runs from base 1 to 495 and encodes 164 amino acids. The transcript is spliced from 3 exons.